This is a messenger RNA of Nicotiana tabacum (common tobacco), 1337 nucleotides long. RefSeq lists its product as uncharacterized. Gene Ontology annotation, cellular component: nucleus. The record is from RefSeq and is a predicted model, not a curated record. Gene Ontology annotation, biological process: regulation of flower development. Gene Ontology annotation, molecular function: protein binding; DNA-binding transcription factor activity. Lineage: Eukaryota; Viridiplantae; Streptophyta; Magnoliopsida; Solanales; Solanaceae.
CAUUUCAUUGACAUUGAUCCACGCACCAUUUGGCUAAACGCAACAUGAUCAAAUCAAGAUUGUAAUGACCCCACUUAGAGAAGUCUCUUUCUCUCCUUUUUUUCUUCGCUCUAGCUACAUCCUACAAUAUAUAUAACAAUACAUGUCUUUGAGGGAGUGUUAGUGCAGAAGCAUGUAGACCAACGUAUCUUCUCUAUACAUAUAUAUGGGAUUUUAAAAGAAAUUAGCAAGUCAACGACUCUCAUUAAAAAUGACAUCAGCUUCCACGUCACUCUCCAAAUUGUCCAUUUCCUUUUAAGAAGGUUUGUGCACUCCAAUUGUCUUCUCAUACAUUCUCAAUCUCAACUAAAGCUUCACUCUUUAUUUACUUUCUUUCUUCAAAACCUCAAAUAUACUAUGUACGGAUACAACAAUCAUAUGGAAAACACAUCUAGUUAUGUGUAUACACAUUUUCCAACUUCACAGACUAUGCCACUGGUCUCUUUACCACCACCUUUGGCCAUACCCUCUGUGAAUAAUAUUGAAUAUGACUCAUUAUCUCCAUUGAAGUCCGAGGUUGGUUAUAACAGUAGUAGUUGUAGUAGCUAUGGUUCUCCUAGUUCAGUUACAAGUUAUGGAAUACAUGAUCCAAGUAAUUUGAUUCAAAGAAGCAUAAGCAGUCACUCACUUCUCAAGAAUAAUAUGGAGGGCUUUUGUCCACUGAUUUCUUCACCAACUGGUUUUCUUGACUCAGAAACUACUUCUGUGAGAAAAGUUUUAAGCACCGGCGAUUUGCAGGUAAUGCACCUAUUGCAACAUAAUCACCGGUCAGAAAGCAGUUUGUCCAGUGAGAGUAACAGCAUAAUUGAAGGAAUGAAUAAAGCUAGCAGAUACAGUCCUGAAGAGAAGAAAGAGCGGAUUGAGAGAUACAGAAGCAAGCGAAAUCAAAGGAAUUUUAAUAAAAAGAUUAAGUAUGAGUGCAGGAAGACUUUAGCAGAUAGUAGACCUCGCAUAAGAGGAAGGUUUGCAAGAAAUGAUGAAAUAAUGGAGAGGACUCCUCAGAACGAAUAUUGGACUCAAUCAAGGUUAGAGGAAGGCGAAGAAGAUGAUGAGAACUGGAUUGGAUUUCUUGAUGCUUUUUCAGCAAACCUUAUUCCAUAAUUAUAUUUAUUUAAAUUAAGGGGAGAAAACAAAAAGAGUUCCUCAAGUUUUAAUGUUCAGGAACUCUUUUCAUUGUGUGGCAGUUAUUGUUUUUCUAGUUUUAGUGAUGUUUAAUCAAGAAUCCCUUUUAAGAUUGACGAUAUUAUGUACAUUUGGCUUAUUGCAUAAUGAUUAAAAAAAUGUCCAUUUGGAGCUUC